AUGAGUCUCGCCUUGCGUCUCUGGGCUAUUUGUUGGCUCAUUCUUCCUAUAACCGCCCAGAGGCCUGAAACACCUCUCUUCUCAACAAGCCGCUGGAUUACGGACUCCUCCAACAAGCGUGUCAAGCUCCGCUGUAUCAACUGGGCUGGUCAUAUGGAAGUCAAUCUGCCCGAAGGCCUCCACAAGCAACCUGUCGAAUACCUGGCCGACUGGAUCAAGCAAGAAGGCUUCAACUGCGUUCGGCUAACCUUUUCAACUGAUCACGCCCUGGACCCAGGCGUCAAAGUACGAGACUCCUUCGCGAACGCCGCCAAAGCAGCAGGCGUCAACGAGGCAGACCUCCUAAAACUCUACGACCAAGCAGUCCAAAAGAACCCCUUCUUGGGGGAUAACAACGCCACUCAGCGCGAUGUAUUCGCCCGCGUCGUCAAUGUCCUCUGGGAACGCGAGAUCAUGACCAUCCUAGACAACCAUGUGAGCAAGGCAAGCUGGUGUUGCAACCUUGACGACGGCAACGGGUGGUGGAAGGACGCGCGGUUCUACUGGGCUGCCAACAGUCGGUACUUCGACACCGACCAGUGGCUCGCGGGUUUGCAGCAGGUUUCCAUGUGGGCUGCCACCGUGCCUGGCGUCGUUGCCAUAUCGAUCCGCAACGAGCUCCGCGCGACGUGGACGCAGAUUCCAUUUGCGGCAGAUCAGUGGUACGGAUACGUCACGCGCGGAGCAAAGGCCGUUCACGCGGCGAACCCGGAUGUGCUUGUCAUCAUUGGCGGUCUCAACUCUGCGACGGAUUUCUUCCCGCUGCGGACGAGGGCGUUGGACACCUCGGCCUGGAAGGGCAAGAACGUGUGGGAGGCGCACAGUUACAGCUUCACCGUCACGACGCCCAACUUCGGCGAUUGCAACAUCGAGCGCGCCGAGUAUGGCACUCUGUUUGGGUUCGUGCUUGAGCAGGGCAAAGGGUACACCGGUCCGUUAUUCCUGUCCGAAUUUGGCGCGGGCAUGAGUGGAGGGCCGGAGGAUGGGUUGUCGGCUGAGGAUCAUGCGUACUUGACCUGCCUCGUGGCCUAUCUGGAAGGAAACGACGCUGACUGGGCGUUGUGGGCGAUCCAAGGGACAUAUUAUGUGAGGAACAAGGUUGUUGAUUUUGAAGAGACUUGGGGUGCGCUGGACCGUGACUGGAAGAGCUGGAGGAAUCCAGCUUUCAAGGGGCUGUUAGGCAACAUCUUUUCCGUUACUCAAGGACCGUAG
Colletotrichum karsti is the source of this 1251-nucleotide messenger RNA. Its product is annotated as cellulase family protein. The transcript has a single exon. The coding region runs from base 1 to 1251 and encodes 416 amino acids. The record is from RefSeq and is a predicted model, not a curated record. NCBI's taxonomy places the organism in Eukaryota, Fungi, Ascomycota, Sordariomycetes, Glomerellales, Glomerellaceae. Gene Ontology annotation, molecular function: hydrolase activity, hydrolyzing O-glycosyl compounds.